Molecule: messenger RNA, 1953 nt
Organism: Xylona heveae TC161
Lineage: Eukaryota; Fungi; Ascomycota; Xylonomycetes; Xylonales; Xylonaceae
Product: phospholipase D/nuclease
Exons: 9
Coding region: 1-1953 (650 amino acids)
Biological process (GO): single strand break repair; double-strand break repair
Cellular component (GO): nucleus
Molecular function (GO): 3'-tyrosyl-DNA phosphodiesterase activity; double-stranded DNA binding; single-stranded DNA binding
Source: RefSeq, a predicted model, not a curated record
AUGGAAUCUGAGGACGAUGAUCUGAACAUAGCAAUUGCUAUGUCUUUGCAAGAUCAGGAAAAUUCAUCUUCAGCUAAUCCCAAUAAACAAAAGGAUUUCCGACCCCGGUCUCCUCCAAAGGAAAACAAAUCUAAACAAACAUCCUCUGCCACUUAUGAGAAACAACUAUCACCCACUCAACCACAACCCCAUGAAGAGGCUCAGAAUCAAAGGGUCUCACCGACACUCAUCAAACCCGCAUGUGGGAUUCCUGGUUUGGACAGGAAAAAAGAUGAAGCAGCCCGACUGGAACGGCUUGCUCGAAAAAGGAAACAUCUAGAACCGUCACCACAACCAGAGCACUCCGACAGAGGGAAGCGCUCGAAAUCAGAUCGUCACGAUGAUGCAGCUCAAGUCAUAGACCUUACAGCAGACUCCCCUAUCAGGCAACAGAAAGGGGUGAAUAAGGUUCAGUCAAACCUCACCGAAAACCCAAGCAAUCGAUCUCGACACUCUCACCGACCCGCAGAAACGGAGUCUCUUCCCAAGACAACCAAUGUCCCAGACAAGACGACACUGGAAUAUCCCCGGGGUGUCGUCAAGAGGACCUGGGCUUUUCGUUAUGAGAGAAAGGAUGAUAUCAAGAUUGAGGAAGUUUUGCGGAAAGCGGAUCUCAAUAUUGCCGUCCUAAGUUCGUUCCAAUGGGAUAUGGAGUGGAUUGUGAACAAAUUAGAUCAGACGCGAACCAAGAUGAUUUUUGUGAUGCAAGCAAAGGAGGAAGCAACAAGGGAACAAUACCGGAGGGAGACGGCAUACGCCAAACACGUGCGGUUAUGCUUUCCGCCAAUGGACGGGCAAGUCAACUGCAUGCACUCCAAAUUGAUGCUUCUUUUCUACAAAGACUUUCUCCGUGUCGUGGUACCAACAGCCAACCUCGUUCCAUACGACUGGGGAGAGACUGGGGUGAUGGAGAAUACAGUCUUCCUUAUUGAUCUACCUCGGCGACCUCAAGACGCUCCACGACUGAACAUUGAUGAAAACAAUUCCACCCUUUUUCAGAGAGAAUUGGUGUAUUUCCUGGAAUCUAUGGGAAUGCACGAGGAUGUCCGCCGAGGCCUUCUCAAUUUUGAUUUUACUGCGACCAAGGACAUUGCCUUUGUUCAUACGAUAGGCGGGUCACACAUGGGACAAAAGUGGCGGCGAACCGGUUAUUGUGGUCUCGGUCGAGCUAUUAAGUCACUGGGCCUUGAUACGAAUGAACCCCUAGAGAUAGAUUUUGUGACUGAUGAGUCCAUCAAGGCUUCAUCCAUCGGCUCCCUCAAUCAGAAUUUUCUGACACAAAUUUAUCUCUCCGCUCAAGGCGAUGACGGUUUGACUGAAUUUGAACGAAGAAAUAGCAAGUCAAAGAGUCGACGGAGAGUUGAAAGAAGGCCACCCGCAGGUGCUGAGCAGCAGCUAUCACGAUGGGUGCAAGAAAAAUUCCGCAUUUACUUCCCAACCGAAGAAACCGUUCUCGCAAGCAGAGGUGGACCUGGGAAUGGUGGAACAAUCUGCUUUCAACCAAGGUGGUAUAACUCAGACGUCUUUCCUCGCUCAUUGAUGCGAGACUGCAAAAGCUUGCGGGAGGGCCUCCUCAUGCACAACAAGAUUCUGUACGCCCGAUAUGAAAAACCAAGAGUGCUAGCAAAUGGCCUGAGAUGUGCUGCCUGGGCUUAUCUUGGUAGCGCUAACCUCUCGGAGAGUGCAUGGGGAAAAUUGAUCAAAGAUCGAGUUUCAGGAGGUCCGAAACUCAAUUGCCGCAACUGGGAGUGCGGUGUCGUGCUCCCGAUCCAUCUUCAUGGAGACACCAGUCCAGGCGCGACCCAACCAGUUGGCAUGGACAUAUUUCAGGGGCAUUUGCCGGCCCCAAUGUGGCUUCCUGGCCAGCCAUAUGGUGCUCGAUCACCAUGGUUCUACAGUGAACACGGGCUGUAG